AUGGAGGUCCAAAGGCCUCAUGCUGUCUGCAUUCCCUAUCCAACUCAAGGCCACAUACACGCCAUGCUCAAGCUAGCCAAGCUUCUUCAUCACAGGGGCUUUCACAUUACCUAUGUUCUCACUCAACUCAACUAUACCCAGAUCAUGAAAGCCAGAAAUUUCAUCCCGCUCAGUCAAUCACCCACUUUUCGUUUUGAAACCAUACCUAACGGCCUUCCCUCACGAGAAAACCCCGGCACCGCUCUAGACAUCACUGAGCUUUACUUUUCGACGGCCAAGCUUGCAUUUUCGACCUUGAAGAAGAGAGCUGUGAGCAUAACGAGAACAGUUAGUGCGAGGGAUGAUGAGUCAAAAGCAGAGGUGGGUUUGUUGAAUCCGGUAACGGUGCUUAGAGCUUGCUCCUUCGAAUUUCCAGUGGCCGGCGAGAAAGAAUCGUAG
Molecule: messenger RNA, 438 nt
Organism: Ipomoea triloba (trilobed morning glory)
Lineage: Eukaryota; Viridiplantae; Streptophyta; Magnoliopsida; Solanales; Convolvulaceae
Product: UDP-glycosyltransferase 85A5-like
Exons: 1
Coding region: 1-438 (145 amino acids)
Source: RefSeq, a predicted model, not a curated record